UUCGAAAGUUCACCUAAACGAAUAAAGCUUAGGUAAACUUAAUCGGAAAAGCUUAACUGGUAAACGCGAUUAGUGAAAUUAAGAUCAUGCGCUAACUAUAAAAAAUCGCACUUGAUUCGUGGUAGCAAACCUAUUUAUAAAAAAAUAACUGUAUUUUCAUUUUGCAAGCAAACCUAUUUGUGGUAUGAUCCAUGGACAUGGAGCCAGUAAGAGCCAAGAUAGUAGCUUUGAAGAAGUGGAUUCUCAAGGUUUGCUAUUUCAAUUAUAGCUGCAUACCCCAAGUACAUCACAUCAGAUUUACUAACUAAGAUGGCACGUUACUCAAAUAAAACACCAUUCAAUGGAUCACUUUACAAAGUCUCAAUGCCUUGUCCAACUUCAAAAUCCACGCCUCUAAGGAGACACUAAACAAUUUGCUUUUAAUCCAAUCAAUUGAUUACAAGUAUUUAAUACAUGCUACAAAAACCUUGUAGAAUCCGGAAAAUUCAUGUUUUACUUUAUGUUUAAGAGAUAAAAAGACAACAAUGCAUACAAUGGGCAACAAUAUAUCAAAUGUGUUACAAUGUCAUCACCACAAGUUGAUGUUAAGACGCAAACUCUGAUCUAUAUGCAUUUUGUUUUUGUUUUCUCCGCCAACCUUGCCUACAAAUAUCACUCUUCUUCAUACUGUAACACUUCCCAGUGGCAACUUACACAAAACACACAUAAGAGUGAUCAUUAACAGUAUCCCAAAAAGAAUGGGUUCCCUCUCUUGUUUGUCAAGGCCAAUGGAGGAUGAUUUUCUUUCCAAUUAUGCAAUAGUUGCUGUGUUUUGUCCUACAAAACCAACAACCGACAAUAAAGGUAUUGUUCCUAACUCAAUGGAGCUCUUUAAUCCAUCCACCAACACAUGGAGCCAUGUGACCUCAAUUCCAGGACUAAUUGAAGGCCAAAUCUUGAAAGCCUUUUCCAUGGUCUCCUUAGGGGACUCUGUUUACAUAAUUGGUGGCCUAGUUUGCCACAAAGAAAGGGUUCAUGUGUCUGAUGACUCAGCUGAAUUGGUUGAUGUGGGUAUCCAUGUUUCACCAAAUGUCCUGCGUUACAACAUAACAACCAAUCAAUGGUUCCAUUGCGCGCCACUUGGCAUGCCAAGGUAUGAUUUUGCCUGCACCAUUUGCAAUAACAGAAUCUACGUGGCAGGGGGCAAAUCCAAGCUGGCGAGCGCACACGGGAUCUCGUCGGCUGAGGUGUAUGAUCCUAGUCUUGACACAUGGACACCUUUGCCUAGUAUGCAUAUUUUGAGAUAUAAAUGUGUAGGGGUGACAUGGCAAGGAAAAGUAUAUAUUAUUGGAGGGUUCACAAUGCCUAGCCUAGUGGAGCGUAGCUCUGCUGAGGUGUACGACACGCUGGCAAAAAAGUGGGACCUCGUGGCAGGGAUGUGGCAGUUGGAUGUGCCACCUAAUCAAAUCGUGGCGGUUAAUGACUCCCUUUUUAGCUCAGGGGAUUGCUUGAAUGCAUGGAAGGGACAUGUUGAGGCCUAUGAUGGGAAGCUUUGGAAUGAAGUUGAAGGGUCACAGAAACCAAGCCUUUCCACAUUGGAGACCAACUAUGAGGAUUGGCCUCAUAGCCAAAGAUCAUACCUAACUAUGGCCCCAAUAGGGACUCAAUUAUUUUUCUUGGCAGGGUACAAGACAGGUAAUGAUUAUGAUGAGACAGAAAGAUCGAUGUCCCUUGUCCACUUGUUUGAUACAACAAGGGGUGCAUGGAGGAGCCUUGAGCCUGUGGAAUUGGAGGGUGAGAAAGAGCUCUGUAGUCAUUGUUGUGUUGUGCAACUAUCAUAAACAUUUAUUUUUCUAAAAAGUAUGUUUAGAUCAAUGGUAAUCCAAAUCCAAUAAAGAUAUCAUACAGAAUAGUAGUGGCAUUAAUCAAUGCAUGCAUGACUUUUCGAUUAAGACACCCUGCAUUUUCCAAGGCAGCUGUCUUUGUUUGGAUUGAUUAUAAUGAUGGGGCAAAUCAAAACAAGAAAAGAUCUUGUACCAUGUUUUUAGA
Messenger RNA from Arachis ipaensis, 2028 nucleotides. RefSeq names its product F-box/kelch-repeat protein At1g16250-like. Lineage: Eukaryota; Viridiplantae; Streptophyta; Magnoliopsida; Fabales; Fabaceae. Gene Ontology annotation, molecular function: protein binding. The record is from RefSeq and is a predicted model, not a curated record.